AUGGAUUUAGGCAUGUAUGGGACUUACAAUAGCAAGCCCGAUUCUUUCUAUGGUUUUCAAAAUACUUUUCAUCUUUUAACAGCUGCAGAUGAUAAUGUUCGGAUAAUAGAACCGUCAGAAUUAACCAAUCACCAUAAUUACUCACAAUCAGCCAUUGUGCCAUACACAUCAUCUUCUGAUGGCUUUUUGAAUCCAGAAUCAGUUUCAACUUCCGAAUCUUUUUCUCAGAUAUACUAUCCGUCACCUUCGAGUGUUAUGCCUGAUGAAAGUACAAGCAUCAUAUCUUCUGAAAAUGGUCUCAGUUAUACAAAUCUUGAUUGUAUGAAUUACUCAAAUAGUCAACAUCAUCAACCAGAUAUGUUAAAUCACAGUGAUUCGUUUCAUCCAAUCUACAAUACAACAGAAAAUUUUAGUCCAAAGGACACCCAACAAAGUUCGUCUAAAGUUCAUCAACAAACUAUUACGAUUCAACUUCCUCUUAAUACUAAACCUGAUUAUGAAUCACUUUAUCACUCUCAAUCUAGUCAAUCUUAUAAUUUUGAUAGUGAAUAUCAAAUAAGCUCUUCAAAUAAUUCAAACUUUGAUUAUCACCUUUCGCAAGAGAAGACACUGCGGUUCAGCACUCAAGUUUCCACUGUGCUCAAGGAAAAUGAAUGUUCAGUGCAACUCGCAGGACAUGGCAAAGAUAAAAAUUCG
This is a messenger RNA of Cotesia congregata, 696 nucleotides long. Lineage: Eukaryota; Metazoa; Arthropoda; Insecta; Hymenoptera; Braconidae. The record is from the annotation of a GenBank genome assembly.